Molecule: messenger RNA, 1321 nt
Organism: Brachypodium distachyon (stiff brome)
Lineage: Eukaryota; Viridiplantae; Streptophyta; Magnoliopsida; Poales; Poaceae
Product: 2-oxoglutarate-dependent dioxygenase AOP3
Exons: 3
Coding region: 139-1137 (332 amino acids)
Molecular function (GO): dioxygenase activity
Source: RefSeq, a predicted model, not a curated record
CGGGUCACAUGAACGGUUGUCGUACAGCUCAGCCGCUGACUUUUAUAGUUGGUACCUUUACCUGCCACAUUUCUUCAUCGAUCGCGCAAACCAAAGAAGCAUCACCAGAUUCACGGUUCACAACCCAAAACCAAAUCCAUGGGAUGUUCCAGCGAUUUCUCAGAGCAGCAGCAGCCGCCGCUCAUGGGGAUCGCCAAGGUCGACCUCCGUGGACUGGAGCCCGGAGGGGCCGGGUGGGGUGAGGCCCGGGCCGCGGUGACCGCGUCCAUGGUGGCGCACGGCUUCGUCGUCGUCAGGCACGACGCGCUGGGCCCGGAGCUCCGGUGGGCGCUGUUCGGCCGCGCCAUGCCGGAGAUCUUCGCGCUGCCGCUGGAGGCCAAGCAGCGGAACGCCUCCACCCUGGGCCCCUUCAGAGGCUACAUCCACAACCUGCCCGGCAUGAACUGGGAGAGCCUGCGCCUCUCGGACGUCAACGUCGCCGGCAGCGUCCGCGACUUCACCGACACUUUCUGGCCGGAGGGCAACCCGGCCUUCUGUGACACGCUGGAGACGGUGGGCAAGGAGAUGCUGGAGCUGGAGCGGACGGUGGCCACGAUGGUCCUGGAGGGCCUCGGCGUCAAGCAGGAGGAGCUCAUCGGCGACCACUUCGACGCGCUCGGCUACGGGGUCCGGCUGUCGCGCUACGGGCUGCCGCCGGACACGGAGACCAGCAUGUCCAUGCAGGCGCACCGCGACGACAGCAUGAUCACCAUCAUCGUGCAGCACGAGGUGGAAGGCCUCGAGGUGCAGGCCAAGGACGGGACCUGGCUCGCUGUGCCGCCCGAGCCCGGCACCUUCGCCUUCGUCGCCGGCGAGAUGUUCGCGGUUGUGACCAAUGGGAGGGUGCCGCCGUGCGUACACCGUGUCAGGACGCCGAGCAACCGUGAGAGGCUCUCGAUGUUGUUCGGCUGCCGGGGGAAGGACGGCGUGGUCCUGAGCGCCAUGGACGACCUCGUCGACGGAGACCACCCGCUGGCGUACAAUCCUGUCAAGAACGACGAGUACGCCAAGUUCCGGCACUCCGAGGAAGGGCGCAAAACAGCUGAUCCAUUGAAGGCUUUCUGCUGGGUGAAGAAGGAUGGAUUACCCACGGAAUGAUUGAUCCAAGUCACAGUUGGUGCUACUGAAUUUUACUCCGAUUGCUGGGCGUCUUUCGAAACAUUUUCUGUAAAUUUAACGUCUCGUUUAAGUUUUCUCUUGGUCAAGAACCGCAGAAAUCCCUAGUGAAAACAUUCUGAUUUUACACGACACAAACUGCAACAGACAGGGAUGAAUUUCACAA